This is a messenger RNA of Dalotia coriaria, 1958 nucleotides long. It is a transcript of the gene Al, whose product is annotated as aristaless related homeobox. The coding region runs from base 425 to 1492 and encodes 355 amino acids. The record is from RefSeq and is a predicted model, not a curated record. Lineage: Eukaryota; Metazoa; Arthropoda; Insecta; Coleoptera; Staphylinidae. The transcript has 5 exons. Gene Ontology annotation, molecular function: RNA polymerase II transcription regulatory region sequence-specific DNA binding; DNA-binding transcription factor activity, RNA polymerase II-specific. Gene Ontology annotation, biological process: regulation of transcription by RNA polymerase II.
UUGUACCUGCGUGCUGCGUGCGCCCACCACACACACCUGGGGCCGCUGUGGUCUGCUCGCGAAACGCCGCGCGCGCGCGACCGACAGAUCGAGAUAACGAGCGCGCACUAAUUGCCUCAUUAAACAAUACCCGAAACCAACGAGAAGACGAAAGAAAAUUAAAAAUUACACUCUACAGAACUUUUUUGGUUUGCUUCGUUGGCUAAUUACAAAUUAAUGUUUUGAUGAUUUUAAUGAUUUAAUACGAUUAUUACACGUGCGUCGUCAACAUGUUUUUAAUUCGAUAGUUUGCAGUGUGCAAAAGCGUUUUAGUUUGAUUGUUUGUUGAUUGUGAGUGAUUCCGUUGUGCUAAUUGCUGAAAUUGUCAGCGGGCGGCCAUUAACGAAACGAUAGUGAUAUAGUGUCAACUAAAAAUUCAGUCCAAAUGGAUAGCGGCGGCGAAUGUGUCGAAAUGGAUUUGAGCACUACCACGCGUGCGCACGACGUGGUGCAGCACCAUCAGGAGAACAAAAUGCGCGUGGCUAAGUCAGUGUUUUCAAUACGCAGCCUCGUCGACUUAGGUGAUAACACCGAUCGAAUUAUCAAUGAACCAUCAGUGAGAUCAGACAGCAACCCGUCGUUAAUGGGCGUGUCGGAAGAGCACGCGCCGAAUCCGGCGUGCGUGGAGCCGCGUCAGCUGCCGCCGGGGGCGGCGGGUGCAGGCGGACCAAUGGGCGGCCAUCCGGGCAUGGGCGGCGGGCCGAGUGGUCUUGGCGGCGGCGAGGGCAGUGACGGCAGUGAGCCUGAACACGACGAUUUUGCACCCAAGCGCAAACAGCGGCGUUAUCGUACCACCUUCACCUCCUAUCAGCUAGAAGAGCUGGAGAAAGCUUUUUCACGGACGCAUUAUCCUGAUGUAUUUACUAGGGAGGAAUUAGCAAUGAAAAUUGGUUUAACAGAAGCACGAAUUCAGGUGUGGUUCCAAAACCGUCGUGCAAAAUGGCGCAAGCAGGAAAAAGUCGGCCCCGCCGGUCACCCUUACAACCCCUACUUGUCACCGAACGCAGGCGCACCACCACAAUCAGUCGUCGCGCCAUCAUUACCCAAUCCUUUUAAUCUCCCCUUCGGACUGCGUAAACCCUUCGAUGCGCUAGCGUUCCGCUACCCGCCGCACGUCCUUCCUGGUUAUUUACCCGCGCCGCCCCAUUAUCACCACCGACCGGGGGCGGGCGCCCCACCAGGCCUUCUCCCACCCGGCGUUGGACUGUACCCAUCCGCCAGCUCCUUUCAAACCCUAUUGGCGAAUAUCUCCGCCGCACAGCAGCAGCGACCUAAGAUGCCGGCGUCUCAAUCGCCGCCGCUUUCUCCCGGGGGUGCGUCUUCAUCAGCUCCAGUCUCACCACCGGAUGUCGACCGGCGCAGCUCAAGCAUCGCCUCACUGCGACUCAAAGCGCGCGAGCAUGAACUGCGACUCGAGAUGCUGCGGCAGAAUGGCGGCGAUCUCAUUAGUUAAAGCCUGUGAUGUAGGCAAUUUUACGUACUUAAAUAACGUGAUUCGAGCAACGUAAUCCGUCCACAUACAAAAUAUUUCUACGUACUUAAUAAAAACCGGUAAAAAUUAAUUUUUAAAUUGUACAUAGUUAAAAACGAACGUAUGAAGUAAUAAUUAUUGUAUUUAAUAAUUUUUGAAAUGUUGGAAACAUUUUUUUUGUGCAUUUCUAUCAAUGAUAGAGAUUUGCCCAGUGGUGGGGAGCACCUCAAAAAUUUAUGAAUAAGUGAAAUGUGUAUUGUACAAGUAUAAUAUGUCUAGAUGUAUGUAGAUAUUUGACAAAAAAACGAACAUAGCUUAAAGUAAAUUGCGGAAAAAUCAAAAUGUCGACAAUCCGUCCAGUUUAGAAUGAGAAAAUGUAAACUAAAGUUUAAAACAAAUUAAAAGAGCAAUAAAUUUUUAAUAAAGUGCAUAAAAAUGUUUAAAUAAA